Closterium sp. NIES-65 is the source of this 483-nucleotide messenger RNA. The record is from the annotation of a GenBank genome assembly. Lineage: Eukaryota; Viridiplantae; Streptophyta; Zygnematophyceae; Desmidiales; Closteriaceae.
AUGGCAGGCGCCCCGCCGCCGCUGCACCCGGCGCUGGAGCCGAUAGCUUUCAUGCUGGGUCGAUGGCGUGGCGAGGGCGAGGGCGGUUACCCGACCAUCAACUCGUUUAGAUAUGUUGAGGAAAUCACCCUCACGCAUGCCGGCAAGCCGGCGAUGGCGUACGCGCAGAAGACGUGGCGCGCGGAGUCGGGCGAGCCGAUGCACGCGGAGAGCGGGUUCUGGCGGCCCAAGCCGGACGGCACGCUGGAGAUCGUGAUCGCUCAGAGCACAGGCCUCGCUGAAGUGCAGAAGGGCAGGUAUGACGCGGAGGCCAAGACAAUCAACGUGGAGAGCGAGCUCGUUGGUAACGCCACCAAGGUGCGGCGCAUAGUGAGGCACUUUAAGCUGGAGGGCGAGGGCAUCCUGGCGUACACAGUGGACAUGGAGACCACCUCGCAGCCCAUGCAGAAGCACCUCGAUGCCCGCCUCAAGCGCCUUGAUUGA